This is a messenger RNA of Phaethon lepturus (White-tailed tropicbird), 1657 nucleotides long. It is a transcript of the gene IFT81, whose product is annotated as intraflagellar transport 81. Gene Ontology annotation, molecular function: tubulin binding. NCBI's taxonomy places the organism in Eukaryota, Metazoa, Chordata, Aves, Phaethontiformes, Phaethontidae. The transcript has 12 exons. Gene Ontology annotation, biological process: intraciliary transport; cilium assembly. The record is from RefSeq and is a predicted model, not a curated record. The annotation marks the transcript as partial. Gene Ontology annotation, cellular component: intraciliary transport particle B; cilium; centrosome.
CGGGUCUGAGGGGGCGGCCGGUCUGGGCCCCGCCGAGCUUGGUGCUGGCUCACCGCCUCUGCGCUGCCGUGGGCCUCGCUGAGGUGGUGCCUUUGCCCGCCCUCCCGGCAGCCCCCAGGUCCCUCUUCCUGCCGAGGCCUCGUGACGUCUCUUCUGUCUUUCCUGCAGAGGUUUUUUCCAGGACACGAUUAUGAGUGAUCAAAUCCAGUUCAUUGUUGAGAAGCUCAAUCAGGAGCCCUUCAGGAAGAACUACAAUUUAAUCACGUUUGACUCCUUAGAGUCAGUGCAGCUGUUGCAGCUGCUCAAUGAUGUUCUGGGGGAGAUUGACCCAAAGCAUGCUGUUGACAUUAGAGAGGAGCUGCCGGAACAAACAGCUAAAAGAAUGUUGAGUCUUCUUGGUAUUCUUAAAUACAAACCUCCAGGAAGUAUAUCAGACUUGAGCGCAUUUCGCCAAGGGUUAGUUUCUGGAAGCAAAACUGUAAUUCAUCCUGUCUUACAUUGGCUUCUUCAGAGGACCAAUGAACUCAAGAAAAGAGCUUACCUGUCACGUUUCUUAGUAAAAUUGGAAGUGCCAGCAGAGUUCCUACAGGAUGAUACUGUGGCUGACAUCAACAAACAGUAUGAAGAACUGAUGGAAGCAUUUAAAAACCUACAUAAGGAGUGUGAGCAGCUCAAAACAUCUGGUUUAUCUACUGCAGAAAUAAGAAGGGACAUCAGUGCAAUGGAAGAGGAGAAAGAUCAACUCAUCAAAAGAGUAGAGCGUCUUAAGAAGAGGGUGGAGACAGUACAAAAUCAUCAACGAAUGCUUGAAAUAGCAAGACAGCUUCGCUUAGAAAAAGAGAGAGAAGAAUCUUUGUCUCAACAGAAACAAGAACAAAAAAAUCAGUUGUUCCACGCGGAGCAGAGGCUGCGAAGAGCACAGCUCCAGCUGAAGGAGAUGCAUCAUGCAGUAGUGGAUUCAAAACCUGAAAGCUUAAUGAAGAAACUGGAAGAGGAGAUAAAUUUCAAUUCAUACCUGGUUACUGAAAAAAUACCUAGAGAGCUUGAAAGUAAGAAGAAUUCAGCGUAUUUCUUACAAAAGGUGGUUGCAGAGCCAGCUAUGAGUCAAUCUGAUCUCAGUGUACUUGAAAUCAAGAUAAAUGAAGUAAAUGCACAAAUGAAUCAGCUUAUUGAGAAGAGAAUGAUGAAGUAUGAGCCAAUUGACAGUAAAUUUUCUAUGUAUCGCCAACAGGCAUCUAUAAUUUCCCGCAAAAAGGAAGCCAAGGCAGAAGAACUUCAGGCUGCUAAGGAAGAGAUGUCCAGCACUGAAAGGCAGAUGCUACAGAAGACCAGUCAGGCCCAUGAGUUAGAAGGCUCUGAAGUUCUGAAAGGGGAUGAGUUUAAACACUAUGUUAAUAAGCUCCGGAGCAAGAACACGUUUUAUAAAAAGAAGCGACUGGAAAUAGCAGAAAUUACAGCUGAGUAUGGUAUCCUCCAGAGGACGGAAGAACUUCUAAAACAGCGCCACGAGGCUAUUCAGCAGCAGUUGCAAGCUAUUGAAGACAAAAAAGGUAUUUCUGGAUAUAGUUACACCCAGGAGGAGCUGGAAAGAGUAUCUGCAGUAAAGAGUGAAUUGGAUGAAAUGAAAGGCCGAACACUAGAUAACAUGUCUGAAAUG